Molecule: messenger RNA, 3324 nt
Organism: Dreissena polymorpha
Lineage: Eukaryota; Metazoa; Mollusca; Bivalvia; Myida; Dreissenidae
Product: cadherin EGF LAG seven-pass G-type receptor 3-like
Exons: 22
Coding region: 75-3083 (1002 amino acids)
Biological process (GO): homophilic cell-cell adhesion
Cellular component (GO): membrane
Molecular function (GO): calcium ion binding
Source: RefSeq, a predicted model, not a curated record
GGCUACAAAGACCACUGAAAAAUAAUAUAAACGACGAAAGAUUUUCAGACAUUUUAAAACCGUUUUGGAUAAACAUGGCAACUGAUUUUUUCAUGAAUGGAUUAGUUAUAUUGUGUGCUUUAAUACUUCCUACAAUGGCAGUAAACAAGUGCACCAAUAACAAGCAAUUUGGAGUGACCAAUUUGAAUAACAACUAUAACAGAGACCCCGGGACGACGACUGGAGUCCAAUAUCUAGUGCCUGAUGGAAUCGACUGCUGUGGAGUGAUCGACAACUUCGACGCAAUAUAUGAGCGUACCGGUACACUAUACUUUCAAAUAUGGCGACCGUCGACGAACGGACACACAAUAAUUGGCCAGUGGUCUACGGCUGACCCGAAUGGGUACUUCAACACCGGAUGGAUCAACCCAGAAAGGUGUGGCUACAAUAAUCAAGGGACCGAGCGGAUCACGGUUUUGCCGGGGGAUCUGUAUGGCUGGUGGACGGCCGGCGAGGAGAUCAUCAGUUACGAUGACACCGCCGACACGGUAUACGAGGCGCAGUUGACCGGCAGCCCUGGGGUCGGGACGGAGAUAGCAUGGCCCAUGGGCACGACGACCACUAACAGGCGCUACGGAAUAAGAGUACAAGUAGAUCAAAACAAUAACCCGUCUUUCUCUGAUCUCCCUACGUCGACUAACGUUUUUGAGACGGUAGCUACAGGAACUUCCAUCUGGAAGGUAACGCCGUCGGACAAUGACGUCAGUGACGCCAGCAGCUUGACUGUUACUAUGGCAACGAAUACCUACUUCAACUUUGAUCCAAAUAAUCUUGUGGUGUCAGUCUCAAGUAGCUUGAUUUCCGUUCCCGACCAGACGCUGUCGUUCACGGUGACAGACCAGUGCGGGAACACCGGCACUGAGGAUCUCACUGUCGUAGUCGUCAACAUCGCACCGGUAAUCCAGAAUCUGCCGAAUUCGACGUCACUGCACGAGAAUACAGUGACGUACGAGUACGUGUACACGGUGUCUGUGGUCGACUACGGGCCUGUCACGUGUGCAAUCAACCCGGCCAGCAGCAACUUUCUCAUCCGACAGGCCGGGGCCUCGAGCGCCUACUGGGAUAUCUACACAGUGAGCGGUUGUAAUUUCAACUACGCUACAGGGGCGUCAAUCGCGUUGAACGUCAAGUGCACGGAUACUGGCGGCAAGUCGGACACCGAAACGUUCACCGUCAACCUGAUACAGAAUGAGCCGCCAAUUAUUCACAACCUACCGAAUUCAACGAGCGUUCACGAAGACUCUGACGUCGAAACGUUAAUUUACGUUCUGAACGUCACGGACGCGGAUAGUCCGUCUCUUACGUGCGUCUUCGUCACAGCGUCGACGCUAUUCCGUCUACGAAUGGUGACCGGAGGUACAAAGUGGGGGAUAUACAGCGUCGCGGGGGCGACGUUCGACUACAAUGCAAAGAAUAGCUACCAAUUGGACGUAAACUGCGCCGACGAACGUGCUUCUGACGUCGACGUCUUCACCGUCUACCUAAUCAGGAACGACCCGCCUCAGUUGACAAACGUUCCAGCAAACAUUUCUCUGUCAACAUCUGCGCCGAUAGGCUAUGACGUGUACAAUGUGACGUCAUUCGACACCCCCGGUGCAGAUGGAAGAGCGAAUCAACUGACGUACACAAUUACGUGUGUUCCGACAGAUUGUCCGUUCACUAUCUUAGCAUCGGGCAUGCUGCAGCUGAAUAUGGGCAUCACCACCCUUAGCCUCGUCGGAUAUGACGUCAGCAUUAAGGUGUGCGAUCACAGGAACUGCGGUGACAUCAGGAUUCUCACAGUUAACAUCGUAGAAAUCAAUGACCUCCCAGAGAUAACUAACCUGAACCAGAACCUCAAUGUGCCCGAAAAUAGCGCCACAAGUCACGUGCUGCUGACCACCGCAUGCACGGACUUUGACGUACCAGACGACACGCUGUCAUACAGUAUGACGUGUAGCCCUGGCACCGGAAACAACAUGUUCUUCAUCAACAGCGGAUCUGGGCAGAUCCGCACGGCUUCGACUAUUAUAAAUUACGAGACGCUGGCAGUGAAGUCAUUUACUUGUACAAUUACCUGCUCCGACGGACUGGCGCUGGAUACGGCGACAUUGAAUAUUGACGUCACUGAUGUUAAUGAGAACCCUGCGUUUACCCAGGCCGCUUUUAGUGUCAACGUUGACGAAGGACCAGGCGGAACUCUGCUACUAGCGUCCGGGUUGUCGUCUACCGACCCAGACGUACCAGAAACUAAGUUGUACUCACUUGACUGCAACCCGUACACCGGGUAUUUUGCCAUCAACAGCGGGUCAGGAGCACUGAGCUACGCCACUAACUAUGACGUCGAUCCCGCCGGUGGUAUGCCGACGAAGGUUCAGUGUACCGUGACCGUCACGGAUAGCGGGGGGCUCACCGAUACUGCAAGCAUUUCCAUAACAAUAAACAAUAUCAACGACAACGCGCCCACAUUUUUGCCGGCGUUCUACUCUUACUUUGCCGACGGCGCGGCUCCGGUAUCCACCAACAAGCUGUCUCCGGAUAGCCCGGUAUCGGUAACCGACGGAGACCUCGGCGCAUUUGGGCAAAUUACAUAUAGCCUCAACCAGUCGUCUCUAGGCGACCAGUACUUCGGUAUCACUCAGAGCGGAGAGAUCUUCGUUACCAAGGCAAUCUCAGUUCUUGGAUACGGCUCCACCGUCAGCUUCGAGGUUGUCGCUUCGGACGGGGGCGGUCGGUCGUCAAGGGCAACGGUCAGCGUGGUCGUCAUGGCAACUACAACAACGUCGACCACAACCACAACCGACAGGUACCGGACGUUUUUCGAAGACUCCAGGAACAUCGCCUGGUUUGUGCCGGCGGUCGCUCUCGCAGCCGCCGGGGUCGGGCUAAGUGCGUACAUGGCCUUAACGUACUGCAAGUCCACUGGACCAGCAUUUAAAUUGGCUUGCAGAUGCUGCAAGAUCGAGAAGGUAUACUCGGAAGCCCGCCGCUAUGACGUCACUAGACUCAGACCCCGUAAUCUACCUACACCCAAGCCAAAGGCCUUCGAAUUUUGGCACGCAUGAUUUCUUACACGCAUGAUGCAGACAGCACACGGUCAAACAAAGACUAUCCAUUGACAAUUUUGCUCUAAAAAAAUAUCGUGUAUAAAUUGACAUUUGAUUUAAUGAUUGAAACCUUUAAUUGAAAUAAUUAAAUGUGUUUAUUGUAUUAACCGCUGUUCCAUGACAACUAAAUGUGUAUAUUUCAAUUACAUUUCCUUUUUUACCAUCAAGGAAUUAAGAAAAUCUAUUAAACAACAUAUGA